This is a messenger RNA of Ruditapes philippinarum (Manila clam), 624 nucleotides long. RefSeq names its product lysosomal proton-coupled steroid conjugate and bile acid symporter SLC46A3-like. NCBI's taxonomy places the organism in Eukaryota, Metazoa, Mollusca, Bivalvia, Venerida, Veneridae. The coding region runs from base 110 to 598 and encodes 162 amino acids. The transcript has 4 exons. Gene Ontology annotation, cellular component: membrane. Gene Ontology annotation, molecular function: transmembrane transporter activity. Gene Ontology annotation, biological process: transmembrane transport. The record is from RefSeq and is a predicted model, not a curated record.
AGUUAUAGUGCCCCGACUGCCAACUGAAACCCUUUAUCAACUUGCCCCGCCAUUUUGCUGGAGUGUAACCAAAGUAGGGGUCUAUGCUGCAGUAAGGACGCUGGCGUUCAUGUUUAUUGGACUAACGUCUGUGAAGUUGUUUCAACUGUUUCUGGACGAGAUCUGGAUAUGCCUGAUAGGCACCGCCUCUUAUACUGCCGCCUUUCUCUGGACAGCGUUUGUCGCGGAUGAUACAACAUAUUAUUGUAUUAUAGCUGUUGGUUGUUUUGGACCACUUUCUGUAACAAUGCAUCGAAGUAUCCUUUCACAUUUAACACCACCUGAAAAACAAGGAGCCAUAUUCAGCGCUGUUGGAACAUUAGAAGUUGUAUCUCAUCUUUUGUCUAACAUCAUCACUAGUUCUGUCUACGCCGAGACUGUGUCCUACAUGCGGGGACUCGUGUUCCUCGUGCUGGGAGGAUUCGAUGCCGUCUGCGUUAUUCUAACACUUGUUCUGAAGAUAGGAUGGCAAAUAGAGAAAAAGACAAACGGAAAUCAAAUAACUUCACGUACAGAAAUUAUUGUUUCAGUACCGGAGUCCGACGACCAGAAAGUAUAGUGUACAUGACAUUCUGUGUAUAUCAU